Molecule: messenger RNA, 940 nt
Organism: Nymphaea colorata (pocket water lily)
Lineage: Eukaryota; Viridiplantae; Streptophyta; Magnoliopsida; Nymphaeales; Nymphaeaceae
Product: 60S ribosomal protein L13a-3
Exons: 4
Coding region: 96-716 (206 amino acids)
Biological process (GO): negative regulation of translation; translation
Cellular component (GO): cytosolic large ribosomal subunit; ribosome
Molecular function (GO): mRNA binding; structural constituent of ribosome
Source: RefSeq, a predicted model, not a curated record
CAAACCCUCAUCAAAUCUCUACCAGAGGGGAAGAGAGGGCGGAAGCCAGACACAGAGCGUGCCGAAGCGGCGGCGAAGGAAGGAGGAGGAAGAAGAUGGUUUCGGGCUCGGGAGUGUGCGCGCGGGUGGUGGUGGUGGACGCCAGGCACCACAUGCUGGGGAGGCUGGCUUCGAUCCUGGCGAAGGAGCUCCUCAACGGCCAGAGGAUCGUCGUGGUGAGGUGCGAGGAGAUCUGCCUCUCCGGCGGCCUCGUCCGCCAGAAGAUGAAGUACCUCCGCUUCCUCCGCAAGCGGAUGAACACCAAGCCCUCCCACGGGCCCAUCCACUUCCGCGCCCCCGCCAAGAUCCUCUGGCGCACCAUCCGCGGAAUGAUUCCUCAUAAGACCAAGCGUGGCGCGGCUGCCCUCGCACGUUUGAAGGCGUACGAGGGGAUCCCUCCUCCGUACGACAAGAAGAAGAGGAUGGUCAUACCUGAUGCUCUCAAGGUCUUGAGGCUUCAGACUGGGCACAGGUACUGCCUCCUUGGUCGUCUGUCGUCAGAGGUUGGGUGGAGUCAGUAUGAUACCAUCAAGGAAUUGGAGGCUAAGAGGAAGGCAAGAUCCCAAGUGAUGUAUGAGAGGCGGAAGCAGUUGACCAAACUGAGAACGAAGGCAGAGAAAGCUGCAGACGAGCAGCUUGGUUCCCAGCUUGAGGUGCUUGCGCCUAUCAAAUAUUGAUUUGCUUGAUCGAGAAAAGCUGGAGCUCUCAACUUUGUUUUUGCUGGGAGCAAUCUAGAGGGACGAGUCUACUUUGUUCUUGCUGUGUGCCUUCCAAUUACUGUAGGUUUUACGUUGAAGUUACAAUUUUGUCUCGUGCUUUUCAUUAUUUUGGUUCUUGAACUAAGGUUUCGAACUUCAAAGGAUAAUUUUAUCGCAAGGAUUUAUGGAGAUAAUUUCUCGGA